Molecule: messenger RNA, 1554 nt
Organism: Aaosphaeria arxii CBS 175.79
Lineage: Eukaryota; Fungi; Ascomycota; Dothideomycetes; Pleosporales
Product: carbohydrate-binding module family 50 protein
Exons: 3
Coding region: 1-1554 (517 amino acids)
Source: RefSeq, a predicted model, not a curated record
AUGGCUCCAGCCUCUUCGCUCAUUCUCCUAAUUUUGGUCUCUGGGGUGUCGAAAUCUCUCGCCUCUACUUGGACUCUCCCAUUCAGCGAACAUGCCAAUAUCUGGCAUCAUUUACUUCAGCGCGCUGUGGUCCCAGGUUUCCCUCUCGCAGAACAAGGCUCUUUUUCAGACUUCGGUCUCAGUACCUCUUGCGAACAAUCUCUCUAUCAGAUUUUGAAAUGCGACAACUAUACAGCGGCUUUGGCAGAUCCAGUCUACCAUGGCAGCCUGAACGAUAUAGCGAUGACAGACGUAGUGUGUGACGCAGGAUGCUCUGACUCUCUUCGAACCAUACGUCGGAGAGUAAAUGGAGCAUGUGCGUCUACUCCUGAACUGUUCCCUGGGUACCCGGUGAUUGCAUUGAUCGACAGUAUAUGGGGUGGCUGGAACGAAACAUGUAUCAAAGACCCUGAGUCUGGGAAGUACUGCAAUGAUGUGAUUGAAUCUUGGUCUCCUGUGGAUGACUUCAAGGCAUUACCAAAAGAUCAACUGUGUUCGACUUGCCAAAAAGCUAAACUAGCAGCCAUGCAACUGAAUCCCUUUGGAGUGUACGACAGCACGAUUUGGAAGGAAAGAUACGAUUACGUCGUCAAAACUUGCGCACUCACUGGAAUUGUGACUACACCUACUCCAAGCACGAUCCGUUUCAACAGUACCGAGCCUGAUGGCUGCGCAAAGGAGGACAAGUAUAUUUCCCGCGUUGGUGAUACAUGCGACAGCAUUGCACAAUCCAAUCGGGUGUCUUCAGGAACGCUCUAUGAGAUUAAUCCAUCGCUGAUUGAUUGCUCAAGUGUUGGGGCUAAUCUCGCCUUAUGUUUACCUCCACGAUGUGAGAAGCUGUACCAGGUCAAACCUUCGGACAAUUGCACCCGUAUAGCCUCAUUAACGGAUAUUUCUUGGCUUAACAUCAUCAGUUGGAAUGGCAUGGUGGAUCCUUGGUGUUCAAACAUUUAUGGUGCUCAACCAAGCUGGGGGUCGACAAUUUGUGUAUCUCCACCCGGUGGAGCGUAUAAUCACACCCCAGGAAAUGGUACGGGAGGUGGCGUCGGGGGCCCUGGAGGGAAUGGCGAUGGAUAUGCAAAGGAAGUUGUACUCCCUCCGGCUGGGAGUGUACUGGCAACGAAUACAACCAGGAGCUGCGGACUCUUCUACACGGUACAAGCUGGGGACACAUGCCGGGGCAUCCUGAUCAACUCGAACACGCCUUCGGAUCUCUUUUUGGCCAUUAAUCCAUCUCUUGGGACGGCCGACACAUGCAACUCGAAGCUGACUGCUGGGCUGACCUACUGUCUUCAACCUGUUAAAAAUUGGAACGAUCCUCUUCCAAUUUCAACGCCGACACCAAGUCCAACAAGACCUGCUGUAUCCACGUCACUGAGUAAAACGGCUUCGACGUCUGCCAGAUCUUCAAGCAAGCUGGUUUCUGGAUCCAGCGGUUUUUCGAGCAAGGUGAUUUCUACAUCCACUAAGUCCUCCGCCAGACCAGCCUCCGCAACCACUCGGUCUCUAGUAUAG